GGGUAAACAGGUGCUUGGCGUGAAGAAGAAAACGAGAGAGGGAGGGGGGCCUUCACCUCGCAUUGGAAGAUGGAAUUUAAUUUUAGAGAGAGAAAGUAGAGAGAGAAAGGAGUAGAGAGAGAGAGAAAAGGGGGCAGAGAGGAGAAGACCAGAGCCAUUUGGUAAGCGGCCCAACAGGACACCUUUGUUUUAUCAUCAAUUCUUUGUUUGGAAACUGCUAUGCGCCUAUUAUGACUUUAUAGCUCUUUCUCUCUCUCUCUUUCUCGCUCUAUCUCUGGGUUAUUUGGUAAAUUUAAAGACUACUGUCCUCUUUAAUCCACCGCACCUCUCUCUCUCUCUCUAAUAUACACAACAUUUCAUUCUAUAUCUCCUUCAAACUCCUCCUUCUCUCUCUCUUCCUUCCCUUGCUCGGUCUUCAGUGUAGAUCCAUCGGUCCAUCUGCUAUCAUUUUGCUGAUCUGACAAGAAGUCCUGUUCGUGACGUACUGUUUCUGUUGGAAUAUCUUUGGGAUCUGUUCUGAUUUUUUGAACGAAGUAUAUCACAGCCCUAAUGCAAGGGCAGAGGAGUACUCUAGGUUCGCUGCCUGAGGCAUUAAACUUUGAUCAUGGUUCUACAUCAAGUCAUGCAGAUACAGAUCAGCAGGUUUGCUGGAAUAGUAUUCAAAAUUCUGUGCAUAACCGGCUACCAGACUAUGUAAUGACACCCAAUAACACAAGUAUUACAUAUCUGAAUGCUACUAAUCGAGAAGGGCAGAACUUAAGUGGAUGGAAUUUAGGUGAGCCCAGUUCUAGAGUCACACAAAACCAGGCCAUCUUUAAUGAAAGGAAAAUAGAGCAUGGAUUGUCAUCUUCAAUGAGUUCGUUCGCUGGACCUGGUCCAAUCAUGGAAGAACGACAAUAUGAACCAACCGAUAUGCUUUCACUGAACAAUGUUAAUUUAAACCUUAGUGGCCAUCAGAUUGCAAAUGGGCCUUUGUUUGUGCAGAAUUCUAGUUCUGAUGCUAUUCCUCAGGAUCUUAACAUUAAUGCAGCAUUUGUAGAACCUGAUGUUGAUGAUUGUCAAAUCAUGGAAUGUCCCAGUUUGGAGAAGUCUGUUGGAUCAGAGAAUGCACGAAUUUCUUCUGCUAGUAGUUCUUCUUAUCCUUUUGGGGUGCCUCCUGGAACUGCAGGAUAUUCGGUGGAAGAAAGUGAUGGCAGGCCAGGCUGUUCAUCGGAGGGUCGCCGCCUAUCCUGUAAAAGAAAAGCUCUUGAAGGAAAUGUUGGACAAUCUUCUAUAAGUGGAAGUCCGAGCUACUUUCAGUGUACAGAAAAUAGUUCGUUGCAUGCUGUUCCUGCUCGCUAUAAUGCCUUCAGCAGCUCAAGUAUAUCAACACCAGCAGAACAUGAUCUUCGCGUUCGUCCUUUGGAACAGGUGAACCCAAGACUUGGACUUGGUGUGGGAGGAGCUACUUCAGAAACCCCUUUUGCUUUAAAUGUGGCAGGAAGUGCAGAAAGCUCUAGGAGAAAUUUCCGUAUGAGGAUAAAUCCUUCACAUCAACAUGAUCCUGUACCCAACGAUGUAUUUUCAUCAGGGAAUGCAAUUGGGCAAACUAAUUUUAUGUCAUCCCAACACUCAUCGAGGUUUCUUCCCCUUAAUAAUUCUUUGGACUUAAGGUCAGCACCAUUAACAGACAAUACAAGUCUUCAAAGGCAGUCUGCUGUUGUGCACGUUCCUCCUUCGCGACGAAAUCUACAAUCAUCUAGGUGGAGUGGAGGUUCAAGCUCAAGACCUGGCAAUUCAUCAGGUUCUGAAGUAGAAGCGGCACCACAUGAGGAACCCAACUCAACAAGUAUGCCAAGAAACAUUUCAGAACAUCCUAUGUUUGUACCUGCAACUCCAGCUAAUUGGAGUUUAACUGGUGGAAAUAUAAGUAUUGCCAGGAAUGUUGCUUCUUCUUCUCGGAUUGGGCCGAGUUCGGUUGUCCAUCCGUCAUCGACGCCCAAUUGGAUUCCUCGUCGCAAUCCACAAUAUCCACGGAGAUUAUCAGAAUUUGUUCGGCGCUCAUUGCUGUCUUCUGCUGAUUCUGAGUCUGGAGGGCAGAGCAGUAAUAGUUCUCCAAUACGUUCAGGUCAUUCUGCCUCUGCACAUGAAAUGGCUUUUUCAUCUGGUGCUGGUAGCCAGGGGCAUCAUCCGUCGCACCCAAGGUCAGCAAUGCUGUUGGAUAGACAACUUGAUGGGACUUUUGGAAUUCCAUAUUCAUUACGAACUUUGGCUGUUGCCGGUGAAGGAAGAAGCAGGCUUGUAUCUGAGAUACGCAAUGUCUUGGAUCUUGUGCGUCGGGGCGAGGGCUUGCGGUUUGAGGAUGUUAUGAUUCUUGAUCAGUCGGUCUUUGUUGGAAUGGCUGAUAUUCAUGAUCGUCACAGAGAUAUGCGGCUUGACGUUGAUAACAUGUCAUACGAGGAGUUACUGGCGCUGGAAGAGCGAAUCGGUUAUGUUAGCACUGGAUUGGGUGAGGAAAUAAUUCAGAAUCGUCUGAAGCAAAAGAAGCAUUCAUCCAUUGCAAUAGGAGCUCAGCAGGACGUGGAGCCGUGCUGUGUAUGCCAGGAGGAAUAUAACAAUGGAGAUGAUCUUGGAACGCUAGAGUGUGGGCAUGAUUUCCAUUCUGGUUGUAUCAAACAAUGGUUGAUGCAAAAGAAUUUGUGUCCCAUAUGUAAAACGACGGCCCUAGUUCCGUGAGACGAGACCAAUUUUUCCAGGCCAUUCCUUCCUGGAUUUGAUAGUGGUGGGGGUGGGAUCUGAAAAUGUAUCUCACUCUGGCCACUAUCUUUCAUUGAAUCCAUCCACUAUGUGGAUAUUAUUGUCUUCCCUCUUAGCACAACUGCUUACAGCUUCAUGGAAGAUCCAUUUUAUUUUCUGUUUACUUAAUUUUAUUUGUAAUCUCCUUUUCUGGGGUUGCUAAUGAUUAAAGAAUCAAAGUAGAACUAGUUCAACUUUCCAUUUAUUUAAGAAUUGAAUUUGUUAUUUGAAAUUA
This is a messenger RNA of Cornus florida, 3010 nucleotides long. Its product is annotated as probable E3 ubiquitin-protein ligase RHG1A. The transcript is spliced from 7 exons. The record is from RefSeq and is a predicted model, not a curated record. Gene Ontology annotation, molecular function: ubiquitin protein ligase activity. The coding region runs from base 550 to 2715 and encodes 721 amino acids. Lineage: Eukaryota; Viridiplantae; Streptophyta; Magnoliopsida; Cornales; Cornaceae.